Messenger RNA from Fibroporia radiculosa, 1386 nucleotides. RefSeq lists its product as uncharacterized. The transcript is spliced from 4 exons. Lineage: Eukaryota; Fungi; Basidiomycota; Agaricomycetes; Polyporales; Fibroporiaceae. Gene Ontology annotation, biological process: L-arginine biosynthetic process; L-ornithine biosynthetic process. The record is from RefSeq and is a predicted model, not a curated record. Gene Ontology annotation, cellular component: mitochondrial matrix. The coding region runs from base 1 to 1386 and encodes 461 amino acids. Gene Ontology annotation, molecular function: L-glutamate N-acetyltransferase activity, acting on acetyl-CoA as donor; L-glutamate N-acetyltransferase activity, acting on acetyl-L-ornithine as donor.
AUGACUUCGCGUCUGCCAGCCGUGUGGAAACGGCUCUCCUCGUCCAUCACACCCAGACCGGCUCCGCCAAAGGGAUACCUUCAUGGGCCCAUCCGCGACACCGCGUUUCCCGCAGGGUACGCGUUGACGGGCAUCCACUGUGGUAUCAAGAAAACUGGGGCCCCCGAUCUUGCAGUCAUUUUAUCUACCACCCCUCAUGCAGCGUCUGCAGCGGCCUGCUUCACUCGCAAUGCAUUCAAAGCCGCGCCCGUCGUUGUCUCUGAAGACAUAAUCAACAACAGCGGUGGCAGAGCCCGGGCAAUUGUGGUCAACAGCGGCUGCGCGAACGCGGUGACGGGGAAGCAGGGCAUGGAGGACGCCUGGGCAAUGGUCCGCGCCACCGACGCGCUCCUCGAACCUGCAGGUCAGCGCGAGACGCUCGUCAUGUCCACCGGAGUCAUUGGACAAAACCUGCCCAUAUCCAAAAUCAUUGCCGGGAUCGAGUCGCAGAGGGCUGAAGGCAACAGUCUCGCAUCCAACUUCUCUGCGUGGGAGCGCGCAGCGAAGGCGUUUAUGACGACAGACACGUUUCCCAAGCUGCGCGCGCGCACGUUUGAAAUAAAGGGGAAGAAAUACCGGAUAGCAGGCAUGGACAAGGGUGCGGGGAUGAUUCAUCCCGACAUGGGGCCGCCGAGGUCAUCUGGGCAAUUGCAUGCGACGCUUCUCGGGUGUAUCAUGACCGAUGCAGCAGUCUCCCCGCGCAGCUUGCAAUCCGCGCUCACGUACGCAGUGGAUCGCAGCUUCAAUUCCAUUAGCGUUGAUGGCGACAUGUCAACGAAUGACACCAUCGUGGUCCUCGCGAACGGAGCGGCAGCCGGUCCACAGGACGAAAUUGACGAAGAGCGAGACAGAGAAAGAUAUGAGGCUUUCAGAGAUGAGCUGACUACGUUCGCGGCGGACCUUGCGCAGCUCGUCGUAAGAGACGGCGAAGGCGCCACAAAGUUUGUCACAAUCUCUGUCGAGGCAGGUUACGGCGCAGCAACAUACGAGGAUGCGCAUCAGAUUGCUUCACGGAUUUCCACAUCUGCAUUAGUCAAAACCGCGCUAUAUGGCGAGGACGCUAACUGGGGCCGCGUUCUCGCUGCCACAGGAUCUGUUCCGCUCUCGGUUCCUCUCGAUCCGACAAAAGUCAGCGUUUCUUUCAUUCCAACUGACGGUACCCCAGCGCUGCCGCUGUUGGUAAGCGGCGAACCCGAAAAGGUCGAUGAAGUUCGUGCAAAGAAAAUUCUUAGCGUCGAAGAUCUAGAGAUUCAAGUGCAAAUAGGGACCGGGAAGGAGAGCGCGAAGUACUGGACGUGUGAUUUCAGCUACGAAUACGUCAGGAUUAACGGUGAUUAUAGGAGUUAG